UCAGCAUUGGGAAUCACAGAGGCAGGACGUCGAAUGGCGGGGGGGCAUGUGGGAGAGGAGGGAGGAGGUUUGAUGGCAUCAGCAUCAGGAGUAGGAGUAGGAGUAGGAGUAGGAGGGUCAGGUUUGUCGAGGAAGCAUCCAUACAAGAGGACUGUGAUCUUGCUGCUUGUAUUCAUUGACCUGAUCGGAAUUGGUCUUGUCAUGCCGCUGCUCGCACCGUUGAUCAAGGAUCUAGGGGCUUCACCGAUGCAGCUUGGGCUCGUACAGUCGAUGUAUGGUGCGCUGCAACUCAUAAGUAGUCCUCUAAUGGGCCUUGUCAGUGAUCGAAGGGGAAGGCGCAUUGUGCUGGUGUUGUCAUACCUGGGCACUGCGUUUGGGUACCUCCUCUUAGGGUACAGCAGCUCUCUGCAGCUGGUGCUUAUUGCCCGUCUUGUGACAGGACUGCUCAAACAUUCGAUCAAUGCUUCAAAAUCGUAUAUUGCCGAUCAUACAGGGCGUCAUGACCGGGCCGUUGAUCUCGGAAGAUUAGCCACUGCUUCAGGGCUAGGUGUGAUGGUGGGUCCGGCGUUGGGAGGGCUGCUAUUUCAGGUAGGGGGAUAUCCACUCCCAGGAUGCUUGGCAUGCAGCCUCUUCCUCCUCAACACAGCAAUAGUGACGAUGAUGCUGCCCGCCAACGAGCGCGUGGAGCUGUCAGGCAAUGAAAAGGCGGAGUGGAAAAGGAAAGCGGGAAGGCGUAUGCACGCCCUCAUUCCGCAGUUGGUUGUUAUUGAGCGACCCCGUGUGCUGCCGCUGUUUCUGGUGCGGCUUAUCAUGGGCUUAGGGGUGAUAACGUUCAGACACGGGUUUUCCAUUCUCCUCCUUUACAAAUUCAAUCUCAGCGUGAAGUACAACGGAUACCUCAUCUCUUUCCAGGGUCUCAUGUCCUCGCUGGUUCAAGGCUUUGCCAUCAAACCGCUAGUCAACCGCUUUCAGGAUGAGCAGCUGAUACUGACGGCGCAGCUGCUGCUUGGAAUGGCAUUCAUGUUGUGCUCCAUCAGCUUUAAUGUGGUCAGCAGGUCUUCACCGGCAAAGCCUCGUGGACUUGUCCCUCUGCGUCUGAACGCAGCGAAUUCAAGUUCGAAGAAGGAAGACGGCAAGGCUUCACCGUCCCCAGGACCGUCACCGUCGCCGGCACUGCCUCCUCUGUCACGGCUUCCGAUUGGAGAAACGGACAAGCCGACUCGCCAGCGCUGGGAUCCUUCAGAGAUGAAUCUUCCUGGAUCGGGAUCGGGAUCGGGACCUGGAUACGGAUCUGAACCUGGUCCCACUUCCUGGGAGGUCGGCUUGAGGCCUUCCGACGAAAAGUACGGGGAAGAUGAACCGUUGAUUGCAUCUCAUAGAGAAGGAGCCGCAGCAGCAGCAGCAGCACCACCACCACUCCGCCGCGUUGGUGCCUUGGGCGGAGGGAGCAGGGCAACGAAACCGGCAGAGAAUGGAUUAUGGAUGGCCGGCGAGAGCUGGACAUGAUUGAUUUUUGCUUUUUUCUAACUGCUUUUUUUUCUUUUGUUUUUCCUUUUUGGGUAAUUACAACCGCCCCCACUACCUCUGAGUCUCUUUUUCCCUCCCGGGGCAGGCUUGUGCCGUGUCUGCCGAGUCGAAAAUGAACCAGUGAGGCGCUC
Messenger RNA from Chara braunii, 1658 nucleotides. The record is from the annotation of a GenBank genome assembly. Lineage: Eukaryota; Viridiplantae; Streptophyta; Charophyceae; Charales; Characeae.